This is a messenger RNA of Trichoderma atroviride IMI 206040, 920 nucleotides long. NCBI's taxonomy places the organism in Eukaryota, Fungi, Ascomycota, Sordariomycetes, Hypocreales, Hypocreaceae. The record is from RefSeq and is a predicted model, not a curated record.
AUGGCACCAUCGGCGCAUCUGACUUCAGUCACGAAUUGUGAUGAGGAAAGUGCUGAAAAAGUGCAAGGGGUAUACCAAAGCCUUGCGCCCAGGCUCGCUAAUCCUUCUCCCCUUGCCAUGGGCGGUUUUGCAACGAGUCUUCUCACCGUUUCUCUUGCUAUGAUGGGCUUCCGAGGCGUUUCGAACCAGACCGUCUUCGUCGGAGACCUAUGCUUCGUCGCCUGCAUUGCGUUACUUAUAUCGGCCCAGUGGGAGAUGGUGCGUGGUAAUACCUUCUCGUACACAGUACUCAGUGCCUUCGGCCUUUUUUACGGUGGCUAUGGUGCAAUAAUGAUACCCUCUUUGGGUGUCGCCGAAGCAUUUGGCGGCUACACGCCUGAAUAUUACAAUUCCAUGGGCUUUUUUAUUUUAAUUUGGGCUGUUCUCAAUAUCUUCUUCCUCGUAGCAAGCGUUGCCUUUAAUAUCGUAUACAUUUGCAUAUUCCUCACUAUUGAGCUUUGCUUUACUCUUGAAGCAAGCUCAUACUUUACACUUGCGGAUGGAAAUGCGAACUUGAGUGUCGCGCUUAUGAAAGCCGCUGGAGUGUUCGGAUUUUUGGCAGGAUUGCUAGGCUUCUAUGCGACGGCACACUAUUUAUGUCAAGAUGUCCUUCCAUUCGAUAUUCCAAUGGGAGACACUUCUAGAGUAGUAAAGCGGUGGACAAAGGCAAAGAAUGUAGUAUAGGAAAAAUAGAGUGCUGUAGUGCUACGAGCGUCGCUCAUAUUGUUGACGGUGAAGGCAAUGAGCAGAAGUGCCAACCUUGCUAGUACCAUGACUCAAAUAUUACAUGGCCCGUGUGACAUCUCAGUGGGUAGUCCGCAACAGAUGGAGGCGAUCAUUGAAGCUAACCAGGGGAAGCUUCGGCUGCAUUAUCGUAAGAG